UUGUUUUGGCAAAGAAAGACUAUUCAACUGAUAAAAAACUGUAAUUAAAUUACUUAUAGAACAUUUCAUAACUUACAAAUAAAAAGAAAACAGCUUUAAGAAGAUGACAGAUAUAAUUUCAAUGUUAGCUCAAGCCCAAAAUAAGGCACAGAAUGAGAAUAAUUCACGACAACAGAACGAUUCGGUCGCUUCUUUCUUCAAUUCUAUAAGUAAACAACCAAGUACAAAUAAUUCAACAUUACCGAUACAAAUUAAACAAAAUACAUUAGAAUCUAUAGAACGAAAUGUCAUUCCAAACCAGGAUACUCAGAACAACAAUGCAUCUCAUAAUGAUCUCCAAACUGCAAAUUCUCCAUUAGCAAUGUUCUUGAAUUCAAAUAACUUUAACACUGUACGGACAGUACAAGAGACUAAAAACUCUGCAUUAACGAAUGCUUCUAAAGUACAAAAUCCGGUGACAACGCAAGCGUUCAAUUCAAUUCUUCAGUCGCAACAAAAACAACAACAACAACAGUCAUUGCCAAUGAAAAAUAAGAAGAAUACAUCGUCGAAUGGAACUGCCAGUGGUGCUAAGGAAACGACAAAGUUGAUAACACCGAAUAUGCUUGUCCAGUCAAAUAAUAAUAAUACGAAUAAUAACAAUAUUAAUAUUAAGGGUGAUAAGAAGCAACCUGAGCCAUUAACAAAGAAUCAAAUGAUCCAAGCUUUGAAAUAUCUCAUUGAUAAUGAUGACGACUUCACAAAGAAAGUACAUGAUGCAUACUUAAAGUCGUUAAAGAAUUAAGUCACUCCACUUGCCAGUUGAUGACAGCAUCUGUGUUUCAAUGCAUUUACUUACGAUUUUAUCCAUCGAUGUCUAUUUCUAUUAAUAUUAUUAUGUGCAUUUAGAAAUGUUGAUAAAUUGCCGUUAGACGUUUUUCUUUUUCCUUCUUUUUUUUCUUAUAUUUUACAAGUUUAAUAAACAAAAAAAGUAAUAAUAAUAAUAAUAAUAAAUACAUACCCAC
Messenger RNA from Chironomus riparius, 1004 nucleotides. Lineage: Eukaryota; Metazoa; Arthropoda; Insecta; Diptera; Chironomidae. The record is from the annotation of a GenBank genome assembly.